This is a messenger RNA of Thecamonas trahens ATCC 50062, 1883 nucleotides long. RefSeq lists its product as uncharacterized. Lineage: Eukaryota; Apusomonadida; Apusomonadidae. The transcript has a single exon. Bases 1 to 1845 code for a protein of 614 amino acids. The record is from RefSeq and is a predicted model, not a curated record.
AUGGCUUCUCCGCCAGACCGCCCCCCACCAGACCUCUGCCUGCUCCGCAAACCGUCGCCGCACUCGAACCCAGCGUCGGCCGUUCUGGCAGCGGUGCGGGGACGGCUGGACGCGGCGGCGGCUGAGCCGUUGCCGUCGCGGCGGGGUCGCCCUUCGCCACCUCGUCCGCGGCGAACGGCCCCGCAGUCUCCCUACUACUUGCCGCCCACUCAGUCGCUGGGGCUGAGAGAUCUGCGGCUGAGGCGCUUGUCGGCAUCGGCCGGCGCAAGCACAUCGCACCAUGCCCGCUCCGCCGCUGACGGCGGAUCUGUGGUCGGCGACGCAAACGCACAGGCUGGCUGUGAUCUGGCGGCGGUGGUCGACACGGCGCAUGCAUCGCUGGCGGCAACCACAGACUGGCCGCGUAAGCAGUAUGAAGUCCUCCACGAUGACAGCGAUCCGUUCCGGGUCUCGGACCCGUGCAACGAUCCGCCGCCGCCGCCACCGCCGCAGCUGAGCACCUCGUUCUGCGAUGGCGGCGACGGCACUGGUGAGAGCGCUGGCGAUGGCACUGGCGAGAGCGCGACUAAGGCCAGCGACACCGACGAGUACGAGUAUGAGUACGAGUAUGACGAUGCGCCAGCUUCGCAUGCCUCGGACCAGCUGCUUCUCAUGCCUGGCGGCGAUGUCAACACCCAGUUCUUCGACGCGCUUUUUCGCAGCAAGCAGGCCGGGCCGCGCAGCGAGUACUCGUACUACACUCACGACGACGUGCCGCGCCGCCCGCGCGCUGACUCGAGCGCCGCGCUCCGCGCCGAGCUUCGCGCUCAUUCCCGCCACCCCAAGGCGCUCACUGCAGUCCGACGGCGGCGACAACUGGCAAUUGCUGCCCUCUUGCGCGAGCCACGGAGCCCCAAAGUCGUUGCCGAGGUCCGGUCGGCACUGCCUGCAGCACCGCGCCGUGCCGCGUCCGAGUCGCCGUCCCGGCACGCCCCGCCGGCCUCGCCGCCGGCCCGAGUCAACCUCUCGAUGUAUGACUUUUCUCGCGAGGUCGGUGAGCAGUUUGUCGGGCUCGGCUCCGGCGACGAGGACGAUGCGUCCGGGCGACUCACCGGUCUUGACACCUCUGCAGUGAGUGAGCUCACCGACGGCCUUGCGUUCUCAGACUCGUCACAGUGGGCAGUCCGCGGCGCGCUGCCGCGUGGCACCUACCUUCCGGGCUACGUUGAGGUCGAUGCAAGCAAUCCGGUGACCACCAUCAACAAGUCGAUGGCCAUGUCUCGCUCGCCGUCACUGCGCACGCUCGGGGCCGAGCCCAAUGCCGUGGAGGCUGUCGAGCUCCCGCGAACAACGGCCAAUGCAGCCAAGGCGCUUAUCUCGGCCUCUGGUGCCAACUGCCGCGCCGCGCUUGACCUCCCUGGCUCGACGCUCGUCCAUGGCGUGUGGGAGACGCUCGCCAUCGAGUCCGAGUCCGAGGCCGCCGCCGCUCUGGGCGCCGAAGAUCCGGAUGCCGCAGAGACCAUCGAGUCAGCUUGCGUCAUCCUCCUUCGCAUGCAUGUCGUCCGCAAGGCUGCUGCCGUUUACAUCGGCCUACUCCCUGUCACCUACGAGUCGACGCCGCGGACGCUGGUCGCCGAAACCGCGUCGACGCUCGACUUUGCCGACAAGGCCGUGGUAGGCUCGUUCAACCUCUCGCUCGAGCACUGCGAGACGCACGACCCCAAGGUCCAGUGGUUCCAGCUCCCGUCGCACCGACUCUCGCACUACCUCCGCCUUCGGUUCAUCGGCGUCCACCAAGUGGUCUCGCCCGACGGCCCGUUCCACCAGCUCGCGCUUCUCCGCGUUGUUGCCGGGCGUGGCAGUUGACCCGGUGAAUGCGCCCCCAAGAGUUGCCUCCAUCCCCC